UCGCGGCGCACAUCUCCAUCUAGCAGCGCGCGAUAAUUGAAAUGGCGCAUUGUGCCUGCGGCAGCUGGAGCGGCAGAAUGCAUGACGGGAGACGUCAUCUGGCCCCGGAGCCUGAGGGCUGUUUGGUGUUAGACUACAGGAGCGGACCGAGAGGAGGAGCGGAGACGGAGGACUCCUGAGAGGACAGAUCCUCGGUCAGUCUACGGAGGAAGGUCUGAAUCCAGGGACUGACGAACUGAGACGGAACCAGACCGACUCUAUCUGGUCUAUGAACGAGUCUGAGCGGGACAGGAGCACACACCAGACCCUUACUGUGUCCUAAUCCUGGCCCUGGGGGGUCUGAAGGGCCCUGGGCCAGUCCUCCCUCCCUUUUCUCUCGGAGGAACCUCGGACGGGCCUGCUUGGGUCUCAGUCACCGGGAUACAGAGGCAGGAAGCCCGACUGAAGGAAGAGCCGGUCCCGCAGCUAAAUCCUCCUCCAGGCUCCGGUCAGCAUGUCCUCGGUGUCGGUCUCCUCUCAGGAGGGGCGGAGCCUGUCCAGGGUGUCUCUGAGCCGCUCACCUGUGUCCCCAAUCUCUGCUCAGGGAAUCCCCUCCCCCGCUCAGCUCACAAAGGCCAACGCCCCGGUCCACAUCGAUGUGGGGGGUCACAUGUACACCAGCAGCCUGGCCACGCUCACCAAGUACCCCGAGUCCAGGAUUAGUCGUCUGUUUAAUGGCACAGAGCCCAUCGUGUUGGACAGUCUGAAGCAGCACUACUUCAUUGACAGAGAUGGAGACAUCUUCCGCUACAUCCUCAGCUUCCUGCGAACCUGUAAACUUCUGCUACCUGAAGACUUUAAGGACUUCCCCCAGCUCUACGAGGAGGCCCGCUACUACCAGCUGACCCCGAUGGUCCGAGAGCUGGAGCGCUGGCAGGCAGAGAGGGAGGCCCAGAGGACACCGCCCUGCGAGUGCCUGGUCGUCCGGGUGACGCCAGACCUUGGAGAGAGAAUCGCUCUGAGUGGAGAGAAAGUCCUGAUCGAGGAGGUCUUCCCAGAGACUGGAGAUGUCAUGUGUAACUCUGUGAAUGCUGGCUGGAACCAAGACCCCACCCACGUCAUCCGUUUCCCCCUCAACGGGUACUGCAGACUGAACUCUGUGCAGGUCCUUGAGCGUCUCUUCCAGAAAGGUUUCACCAUCAGGGCGUCCUGUGGCGGCGGUGUGGACUCAUCUCAGUUCAGCGAGUACGUCCUGUGUCGGGAUCUGAGGUACAGCCAGUCCAUAACCAGCACCCCGAUCCGGAUCAAACAGGAGCCUCUGGACUGACCAGUGAACCGUCAGCAUUGGAGAGUUGGCGUGUUGACACAGGAGACAACGGUGGAGGACGUUAGAGUUUCUCGUUGGAUUUAAGUAUUUAAUUUGGAGCCUGAUGAUGAAGAUGAGGAUGAUGAUGCUAUGUACAGAUAGGACUCUGGAGGAUAAGUCACACGGGCUUUUUGGUUCACUCAGAGGUCAUAAAGGUUCAAGCCAGCCAGAGUUACAGUGACUUCUUGUGAGAUGGCGGGAUAAUAGAGAAAUGGGCCAACUGAAUCACUUCCUGUUGCCAGUGGGGGCAAUAAGAUGAGAUGUUAGCAUGUGAGCGUGCUCAGUGUGAUACCGUUGUCUUCUGAGAACGAGCAGAAGAUCACAGAGUAUUCACUAAAGUUAGAACAGGUUCAAAUCAUAUAGCACCGUCAAAAAUGCCUUAUUUUGAGAUUGAGAUAAGGCUGGUGGACUUCCUGUUGGGAUUCUGGCAUGGGUCCAGGAGACUUUUUGUAGGUCUGAUGAUGACCCAUAAACCAGACCAAAAACCACGAGCCUGAGCUGAAUGGUGUGCAGGGGCUGAAUAUUUAAAAGGAACAUUUUAAAACUCAGAGGCAGGAAUGCUGACUAGCCAGAGGGGGGCGCUGUGACAAAGUAAUGACAUUGAUGUUUGAAUGUGUUCAGGAUCAGUGUGUGGUCGUCUCUGUGAAGUUUGCUGAGGAUUGACAUUAGCAUUAAAAAGUUCUGAGGCAUUAUUGGUGAAAAUAUCAGACAGUAGUUUGAGUUUGGCCCCGCCCAACUGUAAAAACUGACAGCUCAGCUUCAGAUCUCCAGGCGGUCUAGAAUGAGCAGAAACAAUCUGGACUCACUCGGCUAAAAUCCCUCCGACUAGUUGGUUAAAAUAUGAAACUUGUGAAUCGGCUAAAAGUGGCAAAAUUUGACCUUCAGCUGUUUGUAGUGCACUUCCUGUACGUUUUAGAGGACGGCCCCCGGAGACUUUUUUAGUCUGAUCAUGAAACGUGCACCCACUUUCAUCCAGUCGCCUAUCUCUUGUUUGGGGGUGCAUACAGAAACAACGGGGUCCUCACAGACUCUAGGCCAGUUCCUAAUCCUCUAAACAGACUCAAGUCUGAUCCACAUCAGGAUUUAAACGUUACUGACCAACAGGACCAGACAGAAUCAUCAAUAACUCUACUAUUAAUGAUUUUAUGCUCUCAUUAAGAGAUCUGAAGUAGUCUUUCAUAACCUGAGAUAAAAACUGGACUAGUCCAGAAUCUACCAGGACAUAAAGCAGACCAGUCCACGUUAAAACCUUCAGUGAACAUUGACGAUAAAAGAUUUUACAUUUAAUAUUUAUUUUUAGGAUUAAACAAACUGUGGCGGUAGGAAAGGGUUGAUAGUCCAGCCGGGGCGUCCAGGUCUCAGCAGUAAAGAGUUCUCCAGGUACAGGGUCUGGUCUGUCAGGUUUAAAUCCUCCAUGUGGCUCCUUUUCUCCCCCCCCUCUCUCUGAUGGUUUAAAAACCUCAAAUCAGACCCUGACCCUGUCUCAGCCUCCAGAUCUGAUCAUCAGUAUCGGUGACUUUAGUUUGGAUCCAAGCAGUCUGGGGGAUCUGGUCCUGGGGGAACUGGUCCUGGGGGAUCUGGUCCUGGUGGAUCUGGUUCUUGUGAAUCUGGUCUGGUCCUGGUGGAUGUGGUCUUGGUGAAUCUGGUCCUGGUGGAUCUGGUCUGGUUGUUCCUGGUCCAUCAGAGCUGAAUGAUGUAACUUUUCUAAUCUGCAGUGUUAAAGGACUAUUUCAGGGUUUUUU
Cheilinus undulatus (humphead wrasse) is the source of this 3087-nucleotide messenger RNA. Its product is annotated as BTB/POZ domain-containing protein kctd15-like. Gene Ontology annotation, molecular function: protein binding. NCBI's taxonomy places the organism in Eukaryota, Metazoa, Chordata, Actinopteri, Labriformes, Labridae. The transcript is spliced from 5 exons. The record is from RefSeq and is a predicted model, not a curated record. Gene Ontology annotation, biological process: protein homooligomerization. Bases 494 to 1306 code for a protein of 270 amino acids.